Patella vulgata (common limpet) is the source of this 1432-nucleotide messenger RNA. Its product is annotated as 26S proteasome regulatory subunit 4. The transcript is spliced from 12 exons. Gene Ontology annotation, cellular component: proteasome regulatory particle, base subcomplex. Gene Ontology annotation, molecular function: ATP hydrolysis activity; proteasome-activating activity; ATP binding. NCBI's taxonomy places the organism in Eukaryota, Metazoa, Mollusca, Gastropoda, Patellidae. Gene Ontology annotation, biological process: proteasome-mediated ubiquitin-dependent protein catabolic process. The coding region runs from base 59 to 1381 and encodes 440 amino acids. The record is from RefSeq and is a predicted model, not a curated record.
CUCACAGAGUUAUUUCCCCUGGUGCAUUGAGUCUGCGCACGAUACACAUCCGGUAAAGAUGGGACAGAAACAAUCUGGUGGAUCAGGUGGUGGAGGUGAAAAGUCAGAUGAUAAGGAUAAGAAGAAGAAAUAUGAACCUCCAGUACCCACAAGAGUUGGCAAGAAGAAGAAGAAGUUGAAGGGACCUGAUGCUGCUACAAAAUUGCCAUUAGUUACACCUUACGCAAGAUGUCGAUUAAAACUUCUCAAGUUAGAAAGAAUCAAAGAUUAUUUAUUAAUGGAGGAGGAGUUCAUCAAGAAUCAGGAGAGAUUAAAACCUCAAGAAGAGAAACAUGAGGAAGAAAGAACUAAAGUGGAUGAGUUAAGAGGGUCACCUAUGUCUGUUGGUAAUAUGGAGGAGAUUAUAGAUGAUAAUCAUGCUAUUGUAUCAACAUCUGUCGGUAGUGAACAUUAUGUCAGUAUAUUAUCGUUUGUUGAUAAAGAUCAACUCGAACCUGGCUGUUCUGUUUUAUUAAAUCACAAGGUACAUGCAGUAGUAGGAGUAUUAUCUGAUGAUACCGAUCCUAUGGUAACUGUGAUGAAACUAGAAAAGGCUCCACAAGAAACAUAUGCUGAUAUAGGUGGUUUAGAUACACAGAUUCAAGAAAUAAAGGAAUCUGUUGAGUUACCAUUAACCCAUCCUGAAUAUUAUGAAGAAAUGGGAAUUAAACCACCAAAAGGUGUUAUAUUAUAUGGUCCCCCUGGUACAGGUAAAACAUUAUUAGCUAAAGCUGUAGCCAAUCAAACGUCGGCAACUUUCCUUCGAGUUGUGGGUUCUGAACUUAUUCAAAAAUAUUUGGGAGAUGGUCCGAAAUUAGUUAGAGAAUUAUUCCGUGUGGCCGAAGAACAUGCUCCAUCUAUUGUGUUUAUUGAUGAAAUCGAUGCUAUAGGUACAAAAAGAUAUGAUUCUAAUUCUGGUGGUGAGAGAGAAAUACAGAGAACAAUGUUAGAGUUAUUAAAUCAGCUAGAUGGUUUUGAUUCUCACGGUGAUGUUAAAGUGAUCAUGGCAACUAAUCGUAUAGAAACAUUAGAUCCAGCUUUAAUUCGACCAGGUAGAAUUGAUCGUAAAAUAGAAUUUCCAUUACCUGAUGAAAAGACAAAACGUAGAAUUUUAACUAUACAUACUAGUAGAAUGACUUUAGCUGAUGAUGUAAACAUAGAUGAUUAUGUCAUGUCUAAAGAUGAUUUAUCCGGUGCUGAUAUCAAGGCUAUAUGUACGGAAGGUGGUUUGUUAGCUUUAAGAGAAAGAAGAAUGAAGAUAACAAAUGAAGAUUUUAAGAAAGCUAAAGAGAAUGUAUUAUAUAGAAAGAAUGAAGGAACACCAGAAGGGCUAUAUCUCUAGUUUAAUAUCAUAUUGUGUCAUGUUUUCUCAUCAUUAAAAUAUAAUUAUUUA